AUGGCCUGAUCGGCUAUGAAAGAACAAAACCAUGCAAUUAUUGGGGCAGGACGGGAAAGGGGGGAGAGACCACGGGGUAGUUCACCGCAUACCACCGGCGGAACUGUCUCACUGGGACUCGACAAGGGACGAAAUGCGGAAACCCGGCUCUGUACGAACGGUGAGGUGGGAGUGCCGACAGAAGGCGACUGCGGGUCGCUGCUGCUGCUGGGAGAUUGUACUGGACUGUUGUAUACGCGAGAAAGGGACGCCCACGGCAAAUUCGAUGGCGUUGAUUUGGAUCGCUGCACCGUUGUGGGCAAACAACUGCAACAGCACUUAUACGAUGGAAACCGAAGAAACAGGAUCAUAAAAUUCAAAGAGACUUACGGUGGCUUAGCAAGCACAGGGGUUGUCGUAGUAUACUGUACACCGCUGGUUCCGGAAGACACUGGCAGUGUCAUGGACAUCGGUGAAGGAGAAUCCGAUGAGGCUGUCGCCGAUGAUCUUGACGCUCCAGAACUAGAAGAACUACCGGACCUGAAAAAUUCGAUGAAAUAA
Messenger RNA from Cylicostephanus goldi, 540 nucleotides. Lineage: Eukaryota; Metazoa; Nematoda; Chromadorea; Rhabditida; Strongylidae. The record is from the annotation of a GenBank genome assembly.